Xenopus laevis (African clawed frog) is the source of this 1523-nucleotide messenger RNA. It is a transcript of the gene rtn4ip1.L, whose product is annotated as reticulon 4 interacting protein 1 L homeolog. The record is from RefSeq and is marked provisional. Gene Ontology annotation, molecular function: oxidoreductase activity; zinc ion binding. Gene Ontology annotation, cellular component: mitochondrial outer membrane; mitochondrion; mitochondrial matrix. NCBI's taxonomy places the organism in Eukaryota, Metazoa, Chordata, Amphibia, Anura, Pipidae.
CUUGUAGCAGCAAAGGGAGGUUAAAUGAAUAACAACAACUGCAUUAAAAAGAGUAGCGAUCAGGGAAUCAGGUUUUUAACUAGAAAGUGAUAUUUAAUUGAGCGACUCAUUAGCAAUAGAAUUCUGACUAUCUGUAAAAUUGCAUGUAUUAUAAACGCAGUGUAACUGGCUACAUUUCAGUCUUUGGAAUUGAACUUUUGGCCAUGAACAUGACAAUCACAGCGAUAUCAUUGUAAAUAACUUUCCUUCAGCGCAGUAUUGCGUGUACAUAACAUUUAUUAGUCUUGCCUUUUUGCUGAAAAUGUUUAACAUUGUUAGAUGGAACUUCAUAAGUGGGGUAAAGACUCAAAGACUCGGAGCCUUAAAACAAGCUGUUCAACAAAGAUGCUCCCGUGUUCGACAAUUCAGCAGUUCCUUCAGGAGAAAUACAGUCAUGCCUGCAUGGGUUAUUGACAAGUAUGGGGGCAAUGAGGUGCUACGUUUCAAUAGCAACAUGACAUUUCCUGUCAUCAACUACCCUAAUGAAGUCAUCAUUAAAGUGCACGCCACAAGUAUAAAUCCAAUCGAUGUUAAUAUGAGAAAUGGAUAUGGAUCUGCAAGUCUGAAUAUGUCCCGUGAUCCACUAAAUGUAAAGACUUCUGGCAGUGAAUUCCCCCUUGUGCUUGGGAGAGAUGUUUCGGGAGUUGUAAUGGAGUGUGGACUUAAUGUACGCUAUUUUAAACCUGGAGAUCAAGUUUGGGGAGCUAUUCCCCCUUGGAAGCAAGGUGCAUUGGCAGAGUUUGUUGUAACUAGUGGCAAUGAGAUAUCAAUGAAGCCAAAGUCACUUAGCCACAUAGAGGCAGCAUCAUUGCCCUAUGUUACUCUUACAGCUUGGGCUGCUUUGGUCAAUAGCUGUGGGCUGAACAAGGAAAAAUGCCCUGGAAAAAGGGUAUUGCUUAUAGGAGCUUCUGGUGGGGUUGGCACUGCUGCUAUUCAGUUAUUGAAGGCCUGGGGAGCACAUGUAACAGCAGUUUGCUCAGAAGAUGCAUUUACUCUAAUAAAAAGUAUUGGCGCAGAUGAUGUUGUUGAUUACAAAGCUGCACAGCUGUCGGAGCAACUGAAAUCACGGGAACUGUUUGAUGUAAUUCUAGACAAUGUUGGAGGAGCAACAGAAGCUCUGGCACUUCAGUUUCUUAAGCCAUGGUCAGGAGCCACCUAUGCAACGCUAGUAACUCCAUUUCUUUAUAAUAAUGAUCGGCUGGGCAUAGCAGAUGGCAUGAUGCGCACCGGCGUUACUCUUAGUUGCAAAGUAGUAAAGCACCUUUGCAAAGGAGUCCAUUAUCGAUGGGUAUUUUUCUCCCCUAGUGGACCAUCUCUGGAUGAGAUAGGAGAACUUGUUAAGGAUGUAAAGAUUCGGCCUGUGAUUGAGGAAAUAUUUUCAUUUUCUGAUGUUCCGAAGGCCUUCAAUAAGGUGGAAAAAGGACACGCAAGAGGCAAAACUGUCAUUAGUGUUACAGAAAGUAAAUAAAUGUUGCUUAUUUGUA